ACAAUAUGCUGGAGAAAAUAGAAAAACGACAACUGGUUCAAGGUAUUCCCAUCGCCAUCUCGAUCCUGGUGCGAUCUCCGAUAAGUUGGUCGGAGGACAACAAAAUUGCCGUCAUAACACAGCUCGGCACAUACGUCUUCGCAAGCUGAGCAGACAAAGAUCUCUGCUUCAUCAGCAGACAUUGCUUCCUUCACAACUGUUAUUGACUGAGAAGUUUUAGUGAGACAAUACAAAGGCUGGUGUACCUUGUAUUGGAUGACUCAUUCUUGGUGAAGUUGUACAUUUAACCUUGAACAAAGUUGAAGUGCACUCAUGGGAAGAUGAAUUUGAUCAAAAUGGAUGACUAUAAAUUGAAAUUAAGUCAUUUUAUAUUAUUCUUUAUGAUUGUGUCAUCAGUUUCGGGUGACAACAUAACUGAUCUGGUUUUUGGGGGCACUGCCAAGUACUUGCCCGCAGCCUUCGGUGACUUCAACUCGGAUAAGUUAACAGACUUGUUCGUGAUCACGGAAGAUGGGAAAACCAUGAAGGUGCUCAUCUCUCAUAAUGAGAGGCCUCUUCUACGUGAGCUAGAGUCUGGCACUGCGCCAGCAUGUACCUACGAAUCACUCAACAUCAAGAGCCUAGUGCCUGGUGAUUUUGAUGGAAAUGGCGAAAUGGAUGUGCUCCUUGUGUCGUUCAACAAGAGUGUAUCGCCGCUUUACCAGGUGUUUGUUCUCUGGGGAAACACACGUAAUCUGACACUAGAGUGUGGCUCAGAACUGGAGCCAUUGCUGAACGUGUCGGGACAACCGCUAGUCAUGGACGUUAAUGGAGAUAUGAUUCCAGAUUUGUUUGGGGAAGAUGAGACAUACAACAGAACAUUUUGGAUAUUUGGCCCCGACAGACUGCCGCCGAAGGCUGAACCAAUGAUAGGACGUAAUGGUACUCUUCCUAGGCUUAAACAACCCAGUUCGCACGCAUUUGUUGAUCUUGACAGUGACCUAGCUUCUGACCUCUGGGUCACUGCUAAGGACCACUUCGAGAUCUGGAGUGUUUCAGACGGUAUUUACGUUCUUGAUAAGACUAUUAGUCCAUUGAAAGAAAUGGAAAUUAUUGGCCAAGCAUCAUUUGCAGAUGUGGACUUAAAUGGAGAUAUUGAAGUGAUAGUUCCAGUUUGCAAAGAUAAACAGUGCAAAAGCAGUACUGUGUUUGUUUAUGACUUUGAAACGGGUUGGGUGGAGCUAGACCUUAAUUUUAUGGACCCAAAAGGAAAAACGUGGGGUUAUCCUCCAGAGGCGGACAAAUCCUACAGGUACACCGACACAAUCACUCUGCGUCUUGGUGAUUUUAAUCUGGAUGGUUACCCUGACUUCCUCGUUACUCUUCGUGAUUCAGAUAAACUGGACAAGAAAGUUCAGGUGGUUCUGAUGGAAAAUGUCGAGUGUCAGGACUCCAAGUGCAAGCACAGUCGGAAGUUCGUGCCCAAGUGGGACGUGUUCAAGGACUUUGGUAGCACUGUGUUGGGCACAUUCUGUGACUUCGAGGAGGAUGGCACACUGGACGUCCUUCUAGUUUGUAAGGCAGAGGAUGGAACAUAUCACCUUAGCGUCUACAAGGAUGCUCUCCAGUAUGAUGCUGUUUUUGUCAAAGUACUGAUCCCUACUGGUAGAUGUUAUGGUAGUGACUGUCAGCUGCUAAAAAUACCCUAUGGCACUAACCAACCCGGCCCUUCCAUCACGUACUCCAUAACUACUGCGGCAGGAGGCACUCAGCGCUCCAGAGCCACUCAACUCUCUCAGAGUGCCCACUAUGCUCUUCAGCUCCCAUACACCGUGUUUGGUUUAGGGCGCAACUGGAAUUUUGUAGAGGUGAUGGAAGUUGGGAUCCCGAAAGGAAACAUAUCCCGGACGCUGACCAGCAGCUUCACACAGAUCAUCCCAAACUCCCAGUUGAUUGUGAUCCCAUAUCCUAUGGAAUAUCCUGACCGCUGGGUGAGCAAGCUCUUCAUAACCCCCAGCAAGGCCAUGCUCAUGACUGCCGGGGCACUCGUCGGCACCUGCCUCUUCGUGGCUGCCAUCAUCGGCAUUCUUCACCACCGAGAGAAGCAGCAAGAUAAGAGAGAAAAGCAACAGGAUGCCCACAAGUUCCACUUUGAUGCCAUGUAAUUGUGAACUCGUGACCACAGAAGAUAAAGUUAAACCAUACCACGGGCGGGGAUAGAACCCGUGAUCAGAGAGUCGUAAAACUCCAGACCAACAUGCUAGCUACUGGGCCAGCUGGCUAGCCGCCCAUGGUAUGUUUUUUGCAAUCGUGUCACUACGAUUUCAUGAGUCAUGAAGAUAAAAGUUAGUCAGGCAGUGUAAAUCUUCUAGGAAAAUCUUAAACAGACAUGAACUUGUGGUGAGGAAAAGUGACAUGUUGUAGAACAAGGUUAUGUGGAAAAAAGACAUGCACCGUUCAGGACAUUUAUUAGAGAAAGCAUUUUGCCACAAACGACUUCUUUAAUCCAUUAUUAAGGUUAUAUUUGUUUACUCUGUGUAGAGCUUGACAAAGCUUGACAAAGCUCUACACAGAGUGAAAUGUGUCAUCAAAAGCAGCAUUCAACAUCUUUACUGUUGUUGAUGGUAUGCCAUUUGGAUCCAACUUAUGAUUGAACAUUAAUUUUAAAUUAAGACACACGUGGAAUACUUGGGAAUCAUUAUUUUCAAAAUGUUUCACCUGCCCAUCAGGCUCCUUCAGAUGAAUGCAUGCUGCGGACACAUCGGUAGUGAAGAUACUCAGGUGUUGCACGUGUCUUAUUCGUCAACUUGUCGGUGUUGUGUAACAUCAAUAAUAUAUUAAUUUGUAAACCUUAACAGGAGAUAGUAUGAGAAUAUUGAUAAAUUGUAGAAGAUAAACACAUAAUUUUUUUUCUAACACAACAGCCGUCUCCCACUGCGGCAGGGCGACCCGAAAAUGAAGAUACAGUAUGUAGUUUUCUUCUAUCUUUUACAUUUAUUGAUAAGAUAAACACAGUCAUUAAUUGGAAAAGUCAUGCAGAUAUUUUACUUGUAUGAUGGAUAAGGAGGGAAUAUAUAGGCCUGUGCCAUUCUAUAUAACUUUUCUCUAGGUAUUUUUCAUUGACUUGUACAGGCGAAUUAUUGUCUGAAUAAGAUUACCAAUUAAUAUCUUUGUGUCUUUCUCAUCUGGAUUAAUUUGAAAGAUGAGCUGCACAAGCCAGAGAUGUGUAAUGUUGCACCAUUAUUAUAGUGUAUGUUUUUGUAGUCAUUACAGUGUAGUAUCCAGUAACUAUACAGGAGAGAGCUAUGUAUUCUUAAUGACUCUUGUUUAGUUGAUAUGCCUUAAACCUCAUUAACCCGUAAACGGUCCAAGCAGAUCUACGUUCACAUGUGUAGCGCUACACAAGCAGAUCUACGUUCACAUGUGUAGCGCUACACAAGCAGAUCUACGUUCACAUGUGUAGCGCUACACAAGUAGAUCUACGUUCACAUGUGUAGCGCUACACAAGCAGAUCUACGUUCACAUGUGUAGCGCUACACAAGCAGAUCUACGUUCACGUGUAGCGCUACACAAGCAGAUCUACGUUCACAUGUGUAGCGCUACACAAGCAGAUCUACGUUCACAUGUGUAGCGCUACACAAGCAGAUCUACGUUCACAUGUGUAGCGCUACACAAGCAGAUCAUCUAAGUUUUUUUACAUAUUUUAAAAUAUAACAAAAAAAAAAAAGUUGAUCAAAGUUUUUUUUACAAAUUUUCAAAUGUAAAAAAACAAAAAGAAGAUCUACUUUUUUUACAUACUUUCAAAUGUUGAAAAAACGUAUAUAUACGUUUGGACCGUUUACGGGUUAACAAACUGCUAUGUAUUGUAAACCUGAAUCAGCAUUAAGAGCAAACUUAGAAAUCUUUUAUUGAAUCACAGAAAUGCUGUUUUUAUGAGCCACAGAAAGUUUCACUAAAGCAGAAACCUGGUAUGUGGAACUCUUUCACUAAAUUAGAAAUGCGAAACUUUUUUUUGCUUUUGAACACACCGGCCGCCCCCCGCUGAGGCUGGGUGACCUCAAAAGAAAAACGACCGUUUUUCCUUAAAUGUGAACCUUGUGUAAUGUUAGAUCAUGGCUGUGAGUGCUGUGAGGAGGGUCGGGAAGUUAUUAUAGUCAUUAAGCAUAAUAAAUAAGAAAGAUUAGUUAAAAAAUUGAGAGGUCAUGUGGAGCAUGUUAUUAAGGUAUCCAUUUUAUUGGUGGAUUGAGCCCUCGAUGUAUCGAAUCUUGAUUUAAUGAACUUUGGAAAUACAGUGGAACCUCAAAUAUCAAACUUUCUUCGGUCCAGAAGUCUGUUCGAGUGCCUUUACUGAAUGAAUUUAUUCCCAUCAGUAAUGUAAAUUAGAUUAGUCCAUUUCAGACCCUUAAAAAUACACUUAUAAAAGCACUUACAAAAAUACACUUACAUAAUUGGUUGUGUUGGGAGCAGUUCGAUUUUUGAGGUUCCACUGUACAGGGUAAAAUCUGCUGGGUCAGUUGAUUCAGAAACAACAAAGUCCAUUGUGCAACAUGUGUCACAUGUGCAACAUGUGUCACAUGUGCAACAUGUGUCACAUGUGCAACAUGUGCACAUGUACAACGUGUGUCACAUGUGCAACAUCUGGGUAUCUUUACUUUGCAGAUGUUUUUCCCACAGUGGCUUUAUUAAUGCAAUACAAAGACAUAAUGUGAAGACUGUAGAACUAUACACAGCAGACAGUGGAAGAUGAGGUAAUCAGUUUCUCAGCCUAGGAGCAGGUGAAGAGCACCCUAGUUUUGAAGACUCAAGCGCAGGCAGGAAGAUUGAUGUUUUGUAAACGGGAGUCAGAGAAUGUGCAGCAGAUGAGGACAUUGUUACUGGUAGGCAGGAUGCCCCAGUGGAAGUAGGUGAUUCCCAAAAGUUGCACCGGGAAUAGGUAAGUAGGUUGUGGUGAUGUCCUCUGUAUCAAGAUGCCAGUUGGCAUCACCACAACCUACUUACCUAUUCCUCUUGGGCAUGAUCUACUUCCACUGGGGCAUCCUGCCUACCAGUAACAAUAUCUUCGUCUGCUGCACAUCCUCUGACAUCAGUAUAUAAACAUAAAUCUUCCUGCUUAUGCUUCAGAAUCUUCAAGACUACUGUGCUCUUCACCUGCUCAUAGCCUGAGGGACUGAAACACUGUCUGCUGUAUGUAUAUAAUUCUACAGUCUUCAUAUUAUGUCCUUGUAUUGUAUUAAAAAAGCCACUGGAUGAUGAAACAUCUACAAAGUAAAGAUACCCGGUUGUUGCACAUGUGUCUAAGUCAUCACGUUGGUAUUGUAUACCAUUGAUAUACAGUUGAUCCCCACAUAACGAUCAGCUCUCAACUCGACCAAUUACGUAAGUGUAUUUUUGUAAGUGCUUUUGUAGGUGUAUUUUUGGGGGCUGGAAACGGACUAAUCUAAUUCACAAUAUUUCUUAAGGGAACAAAUUCGGUCUAUAACGGCACCCAAACAGACUUCUGGAUUGAAAUAAUAUCAUUAUGCGGGGGUCCACUGUACAAAACAAUCUUACCUCUAUUCACACAAUUGCCAUUACUGACCAUCUGCUUUGCCCUGUUAGUCCGCUAAACCGAGGGUUCAUGUUUCAACCCAGUCAUGGCUGCAUAACAGUGAUAAUAAUAAUAAUAUAAUAAUAAUAUCUUUAUUUCUACAAGUACAUGUACAAGGUAUACAGACCAUAGCUGACAUCAAUGACAUACUACUAUAUAAAAAGCCACUUGUUAUGCAGAGCAUUUCCCGCAAAUUAGGUCAAUUUGGUCCCAGGAUGCGACCCACACCAGUCGACUAACACCCAGGUACCUAUUUUAUACUGAUGGGUGAACAGGGAUAGCAGGUGUCUUAUGGAAACACGUCCUAAUGUUAUCUAUCCGUACCGGGGAUUCAAACUCCUGACCUCAGUGUGUGAACUGAGUGUGCUAGCGAUCGAGCUACGGGACACCUGUUUAUUUGUUUAUCUGUUUAUUUGAUGCUGGUGGACCCCCAUGUGGGUUUAGUGCUUGAUAGACUAGCCAAAAAAAAAAAAUAGUAUUAUUGGAGUCAAAUCGACUUCUUUAUUAUGUAUAUAAGUUAGAAAUGUACGCUUUUGCAUAGCAUAAUAUUGUUUAUUGAGAGAAUUUAAAAACUGAUUAUGAUAAUUAUAGAUUAUUUUGAUAAGCUGAUUUAUACGAUCUCUUCGUAGUCUAUAGAAUUAAUACCGAGGCCAAAGAAAAAAACAUUUGCAGAUAAUCACAAAAGGACAAGAUUUAUUGUAAAGAUUUUGCUCUGGACAGCCUUUGUAAUUUCUAAACUUAACAAGGUUUGUCCUGGGUGAGACGAUUUAUAUAUCAAGAAAUGAACUUGGGUUAAGUUGUAAUGAGCAGCUGUCAAUGAAUGAAAAGGAUUCUUCUGUUUAUUCAUCGACUUGUAUAUUACAACUUAACCCUUUAACUGUUGAAACGUAGAUCUACGUUCAUGUGCGUAGCGCUCCAACCUUUAUUUUCUCCAUUUGAAAGCAUGUAAAAAACGUAGAUCUAUGUUCGGAGCGGUACGCGCGUGAACGUAGAUCUACGUUUGAACAGUUUAAGGGUUGUUUUGAGUUUAUAGAUGAUGUGGCCUUGAGGGGGCAAGAAUUGAUCUACUGCUAAAGCUCCUGGGCUGAAAAGAGGAUUUCAUUUGGGUUACAGUUGGUGCCGCCGACAAUGUAAUACAGUAAUUCCUCGACUUACAAACAUAUUGAGAAUCUUCUAUAUUGUGUAUAAUAUCAUAAUUGGUUUAGAAAGACACGUAAGCAAACACUAUAACAUAUUUAUUAGAAAACGUUUCGGUCCUGGGACCUUGAUCACUUCUAAAUAUGUUAUAGUGUUUGCUUACGUGUCUUUCUAAACCAACUUGUCGGUAUUUAUUACCAAGGUUUAUACCAAUAUCAUAAUUAUAACAUUGUUGCAUAUACAGGUACCAUCCGACUUACAACCGAGCUCGGUUCCGACCAACUGGUCGUAAGUCAAAAUGGACGUAAGUCGAAUAUUACUACUGAAUAUCAACAUCAUAUUUUUGUAAUGAUUUUAUUUUGUUGUUUUAUUUGGGUAUUUCAUAUUUUGCUUUACUUUUUAUACUGUUAGUACUGUAUUUUAUACUGUAAGGUUUAGGAUAAACACUGUGUACAACACAAACACUUGCUUAUUUCCCAAAAAUUUGGCAUAGAAAACAUGGUCGUAAAUCGAAUGGUCAUAUGUCGAGCAGGUCGUAAGUCGGAUGGUGGGUGUAUGUAUCAUUAUAAUACAGUGGGACCUCGGAAUUGGAAUUUUUUUUGUUCCAGAAGGCUGUUCAUGUGCCGAUACCAAACGAAUUUGUUCCCAUAAGGAAUAAUGCAAAUCAGAUUAAUCCAUUUCAAACCCCCAAAAAUACACUGACAGAGGCACUUACAUAAAUACACUUACAUAAUUGUUCGAGUUUUGAGCUGUUCAUAUCCCGCGGUACCACUGCAUCAUCAUUAUUAUACACAAUUCAGGAGGUCCCCAACGUGUUAGUCAGUCGACGACUCGCUGUACAGUAAGUAUUAGUUCUGAUGCCUCUCUGUUAGAAGCCCAGUGGCUGAGACAGCACAGCAUCGGACUAUUGAUUUACAGACUGCGGAUUAAACCCCUUGUCCAUCCUUAUGUUUAUUCAUAUUAAAAAAUGUUUAUCUGUCAUUGUGUAUACAGUCAGCACUUAGUAAACGCCUCUAUUUGGUAAAAUUUUUCAUAAAUGCAAUUGAAAUCUUGCAUUAUAAAUUGAAUAGCACAUAUAUGAAGGCCUUUCCACACGUUAAUUAAUUUUACGUGUACAGUGGACCCUCGCUUAACGAUCACCUCCCAAUGUGACCAAUUAUGUAAGUGUAUUUAUGUAAAUGCAUUUGUACGUGUAUGUUUGGGGGUCUGAAAUGGACUAAUCUACUUCACAAUAUUCCUUAUGGGAAUAAAUUCGGUCAGUACUGGCACCUGAACAUACUUCUGGAAUGAAAAAAUAUCGUUAACCAGGGGUCCACUGUACUUUUUCAAAUCGCAUUUACAAAAAAUUAUAUUGUACGGAGGAACUUCACAUGAGAGCUGACUGAAGACUGAGUCAUAUAUCUGUGUGUAUACAUUACAGGUGCCCCUCAACUAACAAUGGGUUAUGUUUUGACGAACCCGUCCUAAGUCGAAACUAUCGUGAGUCGAAUAUGAAUAUGACAUGCUAAAUAAAUAAACAGCUACUGUCACUGUAUAAUUAAACAAAUAAUUUCUGUAAUUAACCAAAUAGCAAUAUUGAAAACUAAAUAAAUAAAUACAAGGUUGGGACUUGCCGCCUUCAUGCUGGGUAAUUAUCGUAAGUUUCAUCUCCAAAGUAAUUCUUUUUGCACCAUCGUAAAGUCAAAAUAUCUUAAGUCAAACCAUUGUAAGUUGAGGAGGACCUGUAGUACACUGCUUUAGUGAUUAAAAUAUUCCUGAUGUGUACAGGUGAUGUGCAGCCUAAAUAACCCUUGUGCUUGCUGUUCAUAGUUUGUUCUCUGGAUGAUUUAUAAAGAUUUUUUCCCAUUUUUUAAGGCACCUUUAUUUAGUUUUGUGUUGAUAUAAUUGCACCAUUUUGCUACAAUUUAUGUACAGUGUACCCUGGAUAAAACAGAUGUUUAUAUAAUGUACUUCGAAAAUACGGAACAAAAUCCACUGGGUCAUUUGAUUCAAAAACAGACAAAUCCAUUGGCUACAGAAUUGACUGUUAUUGUUAUAAUUAGUUGUUAUAAUUAAGAUAAAAUAAUUACUUCACCAUGGUCAUAUUCACCAGUUGUCGGCUUCUCCUUAUAAGUCCAUUAUAUCGAAGGUUUAUUGUAAUAUAUUCUCUCUCUCCUCGUGUUUUAGGUUCUAUAGAAGAAAACGAUAAAUUUGCUAAUUUUUCAAGCAACUUCAAUUGUUGUUGAUUGAAAAUCAAGCUGCAUUUUUUACAGUCAGUUCAGAACUGCGAAUGGUUAACCAUGCAUUUUUUUCCGCAUCAUCUGUCUCCCACCAAGUUGAGGUGACUCCCCCCCCCCCCAAAAAAAAAAGAAAGAAAUACAUUCACCAUCAUUUGUGCAAGAAUUAGAUUCGGAACUUUUAAAUUAGCCAAGCUUGUUUUGAUGUUUGCAUUGAGAGUGCGUGUGUUAGAGGAAGUAAGGGGUGAGAUACUUUUGUCUGUGUAGUGCUUAAUGAAGCUGUAAACAGUGAGGCAUUGUUGCAAACAAUUUUGUUUGUAGAGCUUAAUGAAGCUCUGAACAGAAUGAAACAUUGCCAUAUACAAUUUUGUCUGUGUAGAGCUUGAUGAAGCUCGAAACAGAGUGAAAUAGUGUUGCAAAUAAUUUUCUCCUUGUAGGGCAUCCACAACCCCAGAAGCUGACAUCAGGGGUGCACAGUUUUUUUUUUUUUUGUGGCCAUAGACAUCAGGGGUGCACAGUGUUUUUUUGUGGCUAUAGACAUCAGGGGUGCACAGUGGUUUUUUUGUGGCUAUAGACAUCAGGGGUGCACAGUGGUUUUUUUGUGGCCGUAGACAUCAGGGGUGCACAGUGGUUUUUUUGUGGC
Molecule: messenger RNA, 9562 nt
Organism: Cherax quadricarinatus
Lineage: Eukaryota; Metazoa; Arthropoda; Malacostraca; Decapoda; Parastacidae
Source: RefSeq, a predicted model, not a curated record